UCGAAGUAUUAUGGCACAGAGGGGGCCCAUGUAGGCAUGCUGCAAGCACCUGGCAGCCCCCUGCCUCCGAAGCUCAGGGAGAUGCAGUCGUUCUUCGGUCUCAGGGUCACGGGGAGGCUUGACCACAGCACAAUGGAGGUGAUGCAGGCUGCUCGCUGUGGAGUCCCUGACAUGGAAAACUACCGCCUCUUUCCUGGGACCCCCAAAUGGAGACACCAUAAACUAACAUACAGAAUAGUAAAGUAUACGUCUCAUCUGAGCCACGCUGAGGUGGACCGUGCGGUGGAGAUGGCUCUGAGCGCGUGGAGCAGUGUCACUUCACUCAACUUUCAAAAGACCUACAGCGGAGAGGCAGAUAUCAGGAUCUCCUUUGAACUGGGAGCUCAUGGUGACGCCUACCCGUUCGAUGGUCCAAGGGGCACACUGGCACACGCUUUUGCCCCUGCAGAAGGUCUAGGUGGAGAUACCCACUUCGAUGAAGAUGAAUCCUGGACCAUGGGAACCAGUGGUUUCAACUUGUUCACGGUAGCUGCUCAUGAGUUAGGGCAUGCCCUGGGCCUCGCGCACUCCAGAGAGCCCUCGGCCUUGAUGUACCCCACUUACAAAUAUCAGAACCCCAAGGGCUUCAAGCUGCCCACAGACGACGUGCGGGGCAUUCAGUCUUUGUACGGUGACGCCACAACGAAGGUGCCUGAGAACCCUGACCCCCCAGCUGCCAUCCCUCCACAGCCUCCAGCGCCUCCUGUCCACACCCCCCAUACCUGUGACCCCAGCUUGUCUUUUGACGCUGUCACGGUUGUGGGGAAAGAAUUGCUCUUCUUUAAAGAUGGCUUGCUCUGGCGUAGACAGUCCCAGCUGAAUGACGUCAGGCCGGGCUACCUCAGAAGCUCCUUUCCAUAUCUUCUGACAAGUGUGGAUGCAGCUUAUGAUGUCCCAGAGAAAGGAACUGCCUAUCUAUUUAAAGGCUCUCAAUACUGGACCGCAAGAGGAUUUCAGAUGACAGGAAGCCCAAGAUCAAUCUCUGAUUUUGGACUACCAAGCCGCGUGAGGCAUGUGGAUGCAGCGGUUUAUCUGAAGGACAUUAGAAAGACCCUUUUAUUUGUAGAUAGUGAGUUCUACAGUUUCAAUGAAGCCAAACGAAAGAUGGAUGAAGGCUAUCCUAAAAACAUUGAGGAAGAGUUUUCAGGAAUCGGUGGUAAAGUAAAUGCUGCAGUUGAAGUAAACGGGUUCCUUUACCUGUUUUCUGGAUCCAAUGCUUACAAGUAUGACAGCGAACGAGAUGAAGUUAUACGAGUUGUAAAAGCCAACUCCUGGCUCGGAUGCUAACUUUAAAUUCCAAUGCAAUUCCCAUAUUAAAUGGGCAGUGGAUGGACAUGUUAAUUUACUUUUCUAAAUGAAGAAAAGAACAAGACAGAAACAUUACAAGCAAGUGUUGUUAACGUUUUGUGAAAUGCAUUUUUUUUGUAUUACAUGUUUUAUAUUGAAUGAGAAAAGCCUUUGUUUGUUUUCAGGAACAGUUUGUAACUAACACAGUCCAGUUACCCAUGUUGUCAUGCUUGUCUGUGGAAUGAACGCUGCUCUUCUGCAUUUUGCAAACCUUAAUAGAAAAGAAAAAAUAAUGCAGUGGACAGUUUGGUUUAGUUUUUGCAAUGGUUUCUAGUUCAUCUGUUAGUUAACAGUCA
Molecule: messenger RNA, 1682 nt
Organism: Polyodon spathula (Mississippi paddlefish)
Lineage: Eukaryota; Metazoa; Chordata; Actinopteri; Acipenseriformes; Polyodontidae
Product: matrix metalloproteinase-20-like
Exons: 9
Coding region: 37-1326 (429 amino acids)
Biological process (GO): amelogenesis; extracellular matrix organization; collagen catabolic process
Cellular component (GO): extracellular matrix
Molecular function (GO): metalloendopeptidase activity; zinc ion binding
Source: RefSeq, a predicted model, not a curated record